AUGUUCCGCAGACGUGCCAGCCAUGUACUCCAGAAUCCCCCAAACUAUCGAACAUGUGCGGUAGCGCGCAGAUGCCGCGCGUGCGUCCAGCUGCCCUGGUGCUGGAUGCCAGUCGGCUUAGUCGGCGCGCAUGUCAGGGGCAAAAAGACCAGGACGACGGUGCAGAUGUCUGACUUGCCGCAGGGUCCUGUGCAGACAUCACCUCUGCCCGUAGAGGAAGAGAAGCAUGUACCGGCCUAUCCCACUGUGGUGCUGCAAGCACGACGCAAUAUGGACAAGUUUGAUAACUGCGUGCUACUGACUCGCGUAGGUGGCUUCUAUGAGCUCUACUUUGAACAUGCGGACGAGUUUGCGCCGCUGCUGAAUCUAAAACUGGCUUUGAAAAAGACGAGUGCCGGACCGGUUGCAAUGGCUGGCUUCCCGUUCUUCCAACUGGAUCGCUAUCUCAAGAUUCUGGUGCAGGACCUCAACAGAUAUGUUGCCGUGGCCGAGGAAUUCCCCAAUGAUGAGGAAGACAAGAUCAAGUCUGGCGGUCUCAUGCAUAACAGAAGGGUUGCCCGCAUCAUAACACCUGGCACUCUUAUCGACGAGAAUUUCAUCGACCCCUAUGCCAACAACUACGCCAUGGCCAUCCACGUGCCUAACCAGACUGGCGCCACAUCCAGUGACAGUAUCCCUCUUGGCCUGGCCUGGCUGGAUCUCUCCACUGGCCAUUUCUUUAUACAACAGACCAAUGUUGCUUCACUCGGCUCAAUUCUGUCCCGGAUCGGCCCUACGGAAAUUGUACUGGAUGAGGACUUUGAGUCGCAAAAGGAGCACGACAUAUUCUCCGUCCUUGCCGAAGACAGGCAUCUCAUUACAUACGCUCCCAUUGGUGGGUCAGCCAGCAUCUCAGACUGGAAUAGUAUGCUCGAAUCAGAAAUGUCUCAAGCUACCCGUGACAGCUUUUCGGCAGAAGAAAUAAGCGCGGGCAACUUAAUUCUCAACUACGUCAAAGAUCGGCUCCAAGGCAUGAACAUGAAGCUGCAGCCCCCUCUCCGCCAUGAGAAUAUGCAAAUUAUGACGAUAGACAAGAACAGCCUACGCGCUCUUGAAGUCAAGCAGACGAUUCGCGACGGCUUCUUUCGAGGCAGCUUGUUACACGCUAUCCGUCGCACAGUGACCAAGAGCGGCUCUCGGUUGCUCAAUGAGUGGCUCAGCGCACCCUCCACUUCAAAAGACCUAAUAACAUCCCGACAGGACUUGGUCACCUGUUUUAUUGCCUCACCCGAUCUCCGCGACCUCAUCACCACGCUACUGCGACGCAGUCACGACUCGCAGCGCCUAGUGCAACGAUUUGCGCUUGGUCGGGGCGACGCUGACGAUCUUAUUGGCUUAGCAAAUACAAUUGAAGCGACCGUAGACAUAGUCGAUCUUAUGGAGAAGUCAGCCCGGGAAACUUCCUUGAAGCCCCUCACUGCUCUCACAAAGCGCAUAGAUUUUCGUGAGCCUCUCAAAUUGGCCCGUCGCAUCACAGAAGCCAUCGACGAGGAUGGCGUCGUGCUACAGCAAGAGGCCGCCGACUCUGAAGCCAAUCAGAUUCUGGCUCUUGCAGAAGGCGUUGUGGCCACAGAAGGCUCUACCGAAGACGCAUCGUCGCUGCCAAAGGGUAAGAGGAAGCGGCCCACGAGCAUUAAGGAAUACUACGCCGAAGACAAUGAAGCAUGGAUUAUGAAACCAAAAGCAAGCCCAACACUUUGUAGGCUACACUCACAGCUGGCCUCACUCUUGAAAGAACGCGAGUGUCUCAACGAGACGCUUCGCGAACGUUUCAGCGCACCAAGUCUUGCAUUGAAAUGGACACCUGGUCUAGGUCAUAUUGCACAUAUCAAAGGCAAAGACGCCAAAAAUCUUGCCGAAAUUCGCACUGUGUCUUCCAGUCGCUCUACGCGCUCCUUUCACCUCCCUGAAUGGACGCUCCUCGGCCAGCGUCUCGACCAGGCACGAUUUCACAUUCGCCGCGAAGAGCAGCGCGUCUUCCAGUCUCUCAGAGAACACGUUGUCGUCAACCUCGUCAAGCUGCGCCGGAAUGCCGCUGUCCUUGAUGAGCUUGACAUUGCCACGUCCUUUUCCCGACUAGCCGUUGAGCGGGAUCUCGUGCGCCCUAUCCUCAACGAUUCAACGGCCCACACCAUCAUUGGCGGCCGUCAUCCUACCGUUGAGGGUGGCCUCGUCGAGCAGGGCCGCACCUUUGUCGAAAAUGACUGCUUGGUAGGCAACCCGGCGGCCGGCUCUCUCUGGCUCAUUACCGGCCCAAAUAUGGCCGGCAAAAGCACAUUCUUGCGGCAAAGUGCUCUUAUUACCAUAUUGGCGCAGAUUGGAUGCUACGUGCCGGCCUCCCACGCUGAGAUUGGUAUUGUCGAUGCCAUCUUUAGCCGCGUUGGCUCCGCAGAUGACUUGUAUCGCGACCAGAGCACAUUUAUGGUAGAGAUGCUGGAGACGGCGCACAUUCUGAAACAGGCCACGCCGAGGUCUUUUGUCAUUAUGGACGAGAUCGGGCGAGGCACUACGCCGGAAGACGGAACUGCUGUGUCGUACGCCUGUCUGCACCACCUUGUUACGGUGAACCAGUGCCGCACGCUCUUCGCGACGCACUUCCACGGCGUCGCGGAUCUUGCGGCCGCCGAUGGACUGUGCGACCCUGACAAUGGUGCGGUGCAACCGUAUUGCACGGACGUUGAGGAAGAUGAACAAGGCGGUUUCGCCUAUGUCCAUCGGUUACGGAAGGGCACCAACCGCCGUAGCCAUGCUCUCAAAGCGGCAAAACGAGCAGGACUACCGGAGCUGGCACUAAAAAUGGCGGAAAGGGUGCUGAAUGAGCAGAACGGGUUUCGAAUCGGCUCACGGAGCGAAGCAUAA
Akanthomyces muscarius is the source of this 2898-nucleotide messenger RNA. RefSeq lists its product as uncharacterized. Gene Ontology annotation, biological process: mismatch repair. NCBI's taxonomy places the organism in Eukaryota, Fungi, Ascomycota, Sordariomycetes, Hypocreales, Cordycipitaceae. Bases 1 to 2898 code for a protein of 965 amino acids. The transcript is spliced from 2 exons. Gene Ontology annotation, cellular component: nucleus. Gene Ontology annotation, molecular function: ATP-dependent DNA damage sensor activity; mismatched DNA binding; ATP binding. The record is from RefSeq and is a predicted model, not a curated record.